Molecule: messenger RNA, 3825 nt
Organism: Helobdella robusta
Lineage: Eukaryota; Metazoa; Annelida; Clitellata; Rhynchobdellida; Glossiphoniidae
Exons: 27
Coding region: 1-3825 (1274 amino acids)
Biological process (GO): positive regulation of transcription by RNA polymerase II
Cellular component (GO): nucleus
Molecular function (GO): ATP-dependent chromatin remodeler activity; DNA binding; ATP binding
Source: RefSeq, a predicted model, not a curated record
AUGAAUGAAUUUGAUGGACAACGAGAGCAGCAACAGCAGCAGCAAGUCCCUCCCCCUGCCAUUCAAUCGGUGCAAGCAGCCGUGGCCAUGCAACAGAGAGGCAACAGAAUUGCUCCCAUUGCCAAACCUGUUGGCUUGGAUCCCCUGAUCAUGUUACAGGAGAGAGAGAACAGAAUGGCCAAUAGGAUUGUUGCACGCAUUGAUGAACUUGAGAACAUGCCAACCAUCAUGUCAGAUGAAUUGAGGGUGAAGGCAAUGAUCGAACUGAGGGCGCUUAGGUUGCUGAAUUUUCAGAAGCAGUUGAGGAAGGAGGUGGUCCAGUGCAUGCGACGCGACACCACACUCCAGACGGCUCUCAACUUGAACGCCUACAAACGUCAGAAGCAUCAAUCACUGAGGGAGGCCAGGAUUACAGAGAAGCUCGAAAAGCAGCAGAAGAUUGAACAAGAGAGGAAGAGGCGACAGAAGCACCAGGAAUAUUUGAACGCCAUCUUGCAACAUGCACGUGACUUCAAAGAGUUCCAUAGAACGGUCUCGGCGAAGGUUGUAAAACUGAACAAGGCAGUCAUGGUCUACCACAUGAACACGGAGAGGGAGCAGAAGAAGGAGCAGGAGAGGAUUGAGAAGGAGAGGAUGAGGAGGCUGAUGGCAGAAGAUGAAGAGGGCUACAGGAACUUGAUUGAUCAGAAGAAGGACAAACGUCUGGCCUUCCUCCUUUCGCAGACAGACGAGUAUGUCUCGAACCUCACUCGUCUGGUUGCACAGCACAAACUGGAAGCGAAGCGCAAACAGAAACAACUCAAGAAACAAAAAAAACAAGAGAAAAUGGCGGCACUGGCAGCAGCUGCAGCUGAUGGAGCAGCUGCUGCAACCGCAGCUUCCUCAACAAACGGUGAUCCCCAGGACGAGACGUCAAACCCCACGAGCGACACGAGGGUGCAUGUGAUCGAAACUUCGACUGGUCGUCUGUUGGCCGGUGACGAUGCUCCACUUGCCAGCCAGCUGGAUGCCUGGCUCGAGAUGAAUCCUGGGUACGUGUUCCAAGUAGCACCCAGGGAUGACUCAGAAGACAGUUGUGAUGAUGAUGUUAGUCGGUACUCGGAGGACGACAGAGGUGAUGAUGAUGAGAUAUCCGAGAAACAAAUCCAAGUUGCGGUCAAGUCGGCAGUCUCGAAUGAGGACGACGAGUACAAAGCCAGCCAGCAGACCUACUACAACAUUGCACACAGCAGCAUGGAGGCCAUCACCGACCAACCCGCCAUGCUGGUUGGCGGUCAGCUGAAGGCCUAUCAGAUGAAAGGUCUGGAAUGGAUGGUUUCCCUCUACAACAACAACCUCAACGGCAUCCUGGCUGACGAGAUGGGUCUAGGGAAGACCAUUCAGACGAUCGGACUCAUCACCCACCUGAUGGAGAGGAGGAGGGUGAAUGGACCAUUCCUCAUCAUUGUGCCCCUUUCCACGAUUUCCAACUGGAUGCUGGAGUUCGACAAGUGGGCCCCAUCGGUCAUCAAGAUAGCCUACAAGGGCUCGCCCAACAUGAGGAAGAACUGCCAGCCCCUCCUCAGGAGUGGCAAAUUCAACGUACUACUGACGACGUACGAGUAUGUCAUAAAGGACAAGGCCAACUUAGCUAAGAUUCGUUGGAGGUACAUGAUAAUAGACGAGGGCCACCGCAUGAAGAACCACCACUGCAAACUGACCCAGGUACUCAACACCUACUACACUGCACCCCACAGACUGCUCCUCACUGGAACCCCUCUGCAGAAUAAGCUGCCGGAACUGUGGGCCCUCCUGAACUUCCUCCUGCCGAGCAUCUUCAAGUCGUGUGCCAACUUCGAGCAGUGGUUCAACGCCCCGUUCGCAAUGACCGGGGAGAAGGUGGAGUUGAACAACGAGGAGACCCUGCUGAUCAUCAGACGUCUGCACAAAGUUCUUCGACCCUUUCUAUUGAGGAGACUGAAGAAGGAGGUGGAAUCUCAACUGCCAGAUAAGGUAGAGUACGUGAUCAAAUGCGACAUGUCGGCCCUCCAGAGACUCCUCUACAGACACAUGCAGACCAAGGGGGUCCUGCUGACUGAUGGCUCCGAGAAAGGGAAACAUGGCAAGGGGGGCAGUAAGAUCCUCAUGAACACGAUCAUGCAACUUCGAAAGAUCUGCAAUCAUCCAUUCAUCUUCCAGCAGAUCGAAGAGGCCUUUGUUAAGCAGCAUGGAGUCAGUGCUGAGUUAGUGUCGAGUGCCGACCUGUACAGAGCAAGUGGGAAGUUUGAAUUGUUGGAUCGCAUGCUGCCAAAAUUGAAGGCCACCGGUCACAAAUGCCUGCUCUUCUGCCAGAUGACCUCACUCAUGACCAUCAUGGAAGACUAUCUGCUGUUCAGAGGCUACAAGUACCUGCGUCUGGACGGCACGACGAAGAGUGAGGAUCGUGGUCAGCUAUUGAGCAUCUUCAACAAUCCAGAGUCCGAGGUGUUCCUCUUCAUCCUGAGCACGAGGGCCGGUGGUCUGGGGCUCAACCUCCAGACUGCUGAUACGGUCAUCAUAUUCGAUUCAGAUUGGAACCCCCACCAGGACUUGCAAGCCCAGGAUCGUGCCCACAGGAUUGGACAGAAGAACGAGGUCCGUGUCCUUCGGCUGAUGACCGUCAACUCGGUAGAGGAGAGGAUCCUCGCCGCUGCCCGCUACAAACUCAACGUCGACGAGAAGGUCAUUCAAGCUGGUAUGUUCGAUCAGAAAUCGACAGGUCAGGAGAGGCAGCAGUUCUUGCAAGCCAUUUUGCAGCAGGAGAAUGAAGAAGAGGAGGAGGAGAAUGAGGUGCCUGACGACGAGACGAUCAAUCAGAUGCUUGCCAGGACUGAAGCCGAGUUUGAAAUAUUUCAGCAAAUGGACCUGGACAGACGCCGAAACGAAUCACGAGACCCGAAAAGAAAGCCACGAUUGAUGGAAGAAAGCGAACUGCCCAGCUGGCUCCUCAGGGACGAGAAGGAGAUGGAACGACUGACCUACCUGGAGGAGGAAAAGAUCCAACCUGGGGACAAGAGGAAGAGGAAGGAGGUCGACUACUCGGACACACUCACCGAGAAGCAGUGGCUCAGGGUCAGUUGGUCUGGAGAAAUGGUUGCAGUUGGUCUGGGGGGAGGGUUGCAGUUGGUCUGGAGUGAUGGUUGCAGUUGGUCUGGAGUGAUGGUUGCAACGAUGAAGAAGCUCAUUGACAUCGUCAUCAACUAUGCAGAUAGUGAUCGGCGAGUGCUGAGUGAGCCAUUCCUGGUGCUGCCCUCCAGGAGGGAGCUGCCCGACUACUACGCCGUCAUCAAGAAACCCAUGGAUUUCAAGAGGAUCAAGCAAAGGAUAUCAUCAGGGGCUUACUCCAGCGUCGAUGAUCUGGAGGCAGACGUCCUACUGCUGUGCAAGAACGCGCAGACGUACAACGUGGAGGGCUCCCUCAUCUACGAGGACUCCAUCGUCCUCCAAUCCGUCUUCACCAGCGCCAGGGAGCGGCUGGAUCGAUCCGCUCUUCUCGGGAAUUCCAAUCACGGGGGCGGUCCUGUCGGGGGUGGUGGUGAAGUCGGGAGUGGGGAGAACAGUGGCAUGGGUGGUAACGUCGGUGGUAUGAGUAGUAUGGCCGGUGCUGGCAACAUGGGUGGGGCUUGUAAUAUGGCGGGUGUUGGUAAUAUGGGGAGUGCUGGUCGCAUGGGGUGCAUGAGCAACGUGGGGAGUGUGAGCAACAUGAGUGGCCUCAUGAGUGGCAGGGAUAGUACCAGUCAGAUGGUGAGUUGGGGAGUUUCGUCGGCUCUUUGUUUUUUGCGCUGUUUUAAAUUUCCACCAGCAUAA